Molecule: messenger RNA, 2473 nt
Organism: Microtus oregoni (creeping vole)
Lineage: Eukaryota; Metazoa; Chordata; Mammalia; Rodentia; Cricetidae
Product: BTB/POZ domain-containing protein KCTD18-like
Exons: 7
Coding region: 192-1436 (414 amino acids)
Biological process (GO): protein homooligomerization
Source: RefSeq, a predicted model, not a curated record
CUGAUAGUGAGGGCAGGGCCGAAAGCGGGAGCCCUGGAGGUGGGGUGGACUGUGGGCGCAUCCCCUAGGUUCACCCGGCUUCCCUGGGUUAUCUCUGGUUCCACGGCUUACCCCCCAGACAUCUGGGACGACUGUGAUUGUUUCAAAGUGUGUGAGAGCUUCCGUCAAAACUUUAGGCGUCCAAGGGAGCAAUGGCAGGCCCCCAAGCAGAAGAGCUGCUAGAUAUUCUUCGUCUGAACGUGGGCGGCUGCAUUUACACGGCCCGGCGGGACUCUCUGUGUCGCUUUAAGGACUCCAUGCUGGCAUCCAUGUUCAGCGGGCGUUUCCCUCUGAAAACAGAUGAAUCCGGGGCGUGCGUCAUCGACCGCGACGGACAGCUGUUUAAGUACAUUCUGGAUUAUCUCCACGGAGAAGUGCAGCUUCCCUCAGAUGCGCAGACCCGAGCCGCCCUGCAGGAAGAGGCCGAUUAUUUUGGCAUCCCUUAUCCGUACAGCCUGUCUGACCACUUGGCCAAUGAAAUGGAGACAUAUUCUUUAAGGUCAAAUAUAGAACUUAAAAAGGCUUUGACAGACUUCUGUGACUCGUACGGCGUAGUCUGUAGUAAGCCGACAGUCUGGGUUCUCCACUAUCUUAGCACAUCUGGUGCCAGCUGUGAGAGCAGGAUUACCGGUGUCUAUGCCACAAAGGCCGACGGGACCGACGCCAUGGAUAAGCAGCUGGGUGGAAGGAUGCACAGCAAAAGCAUCUUCAAAAGAGAGGCGGGAAAUAAUGUUCAGUACAUUUGGAGCUAUUACUCAGUAGCCGAGCUGAAGAAAAUGAUGGAUGCCUUUGACACCUGGGAAGGAAAAGGUGUAAGCUACUGGCGUGUGCCUCACGAGCUGAUAGAGUGCUGGACUCUGGAAGAGCAGCCGUUGCAUGGAAGCCUGCGUCAUAUGGCCCCCAUCCGAAAGAGGCGGCUGCUAACCCUCGGUGAGGAGGAUGAAGGUCUGAACUGCAAGGCUGGUCCUACGCCGGUCAGAUUUCUGGGCCCUUCCACAAGCACCCAAAUUAAAGUCAAGAACUCUGCUUCUGUGAGAGUGUCGCCUGUCCGUGCUGCCCAGAUCUCCUCUCAGGCCACAGCAAACUGGUCUCGAAGAGGCAGCUAUGGAAAGGCCCCUGUGGCCACUGGGGCAUCUGGGCAUGCUCCUGCUUCCCCUCACUCCCAGAAUGCUGAGAACCCAGCCACACAGCCACCGCCUGCCAAGGUGCUCCUCUCUGACAAGAAGUCUCUGCCGCACCGAGUGAUCAAGCUGAGGAGGACUCCACUGUGUCUGGGGCCUUCCCCGCCCACCCCCUCAGCAGGGAGCCAGGGCAGCUCCCCACAGCAGCCUUCUCCAGAGGUGUCCAUCACUUCGGUUGUGCGGACUGAGACCAGGGAAGAUCAGCCUGAUGGGUAAAGUGGACUGAAAACUGCGCGGCUUCCCGUACACCGGUUCCAGCAAGUGCGCUCUGUUCCUGGCAGCAGAAGCGAAACCCAAGUGGAUGUUUAGGGUGUUUACAGGGAAAAUGAGUUCCAUGACGUGGGGUAGAGGAAGAGACUUGGCGGUUGUGGGAUUACUUCCUUUGCGUUUUCCUAAGGUUGUCUGUGUGCAGUUUGGUUUCUAGCUUUUAAUGUAAGCUUUAUUUAGAUGGUUAAUUGAUGUCAAGGUGACCGAGCAGUGUUCACUGGAAACAUCUCCCCUUUUGCAGUAAUACUACAGGUUGUCUGGCCACUCUUAGGAUGUUACUCCUGUAGCCCAACGGUGGGAGUGAGGCCUGGCAUAGGUUCCUGUCAGAUGGAGGGCACCAGUGCUGGCCACACUGUAUGGCAGCUGGGCGCGUCUCCGCGGCAGUGUGCAGCUACAAGCUGCUUAUUCUUCAAAUACAGCCUGAGAGCAGUGAAGGGGAGAGGAAAUAACACAGUUACAGACCAGACUUGGGCUCUCACUUGAUCGGGCCAUUCUCUUUCCAGAUGUCUUCAGGCACACCCAGUGCGUGUGGUAGGAGCUGCAGAAUGGGUUCUGGGAUGGUUCAGAUUUUGGUUUCAAUAGUCACGUUUCAAAGUGCUUUGGAAAAGAGAAGUUGAGCAAGUUUAACUUUUUAACUCAAGUUAAUUUGUUCUUAGAAGUGACCAUUGAAGAGUCCUUUGGUUUAUACACUAUGUUUUAUGCACAGUUUCCAUAUGACUUGAAUUUCAUAGUUUUGAACAAAAUAUUUUGAUUAAUCCUCUAUUUUUUUCAUAAACAUUGAAUUGUGUGUGUUUACUCUUACACAUUGUUUGGUAACGGGAUCGUCAGUUUCUACUUUUCAUGGACUCUGUGCUUCAGUGGUUAAAGAUGGUUCUAGAGCACUGUGCUCCUUACUUGGGUCCUGGGCACACACUUGGAUUGCUCUGGAAGAGUGAGACAGGCAUAUGUGUAAUGUUUCUUUUAAAUAAAUAAAAUGUUUCCACAAA